AUGCUCUCACGUGUUGCUGCAGUGAAGGAAACCCGCACAAACAACCGUCGCCGCGUGACCGGAUCCAGCGGAAGGAGGAGGGAAGGAAGAGAGAGUGAGCCGCAGAGGCCCAACAUUUCCCGGCGUGUGUUUACUUCCGCGGUGCUGCUCCUCCUCGUCGUUAUGAUGUGUUACGACACCGGGGCUGCAGCCAAUAAUAAUGGAGCGGCGUCGUGUCCAAUAUCUUCACCGGGGAAACAUUUUGCUUGGAGAGAUGUGAAAGAAGGAGAAACUGUGGGUUCUUUGCGUGUUCCCAGUCUUGUUGAGAUGAAUGGUGAUGUGUUUGCCGUUGCCGAGGCGGAGUUCACGGAAGCCAGUGAGAGCGGUUUUACAGGCAUUGCCUCGGAGCUCUUGACGUUAACUGAUCAGGAAUCAAAAGAAUUGGGUAAAGCCCAAGUGAAGACACAAGUACUGGAGGAAUGUCCUGCCGAAAAUAAGAGUUGUGCCUCCCAAACAGGGGCUCAGAAUGCUUCCCAAAGCCGGAAAAAAGUACAUGUGAGCCGGCCAACAACAGUUGUGAAGGAAAGUGAUAUUCACAUGCUUGCUGGAACCUACAGUUUUGAAGUUACUGAAGGCGUUGAUAACGCAGCUGCAGCAACUAAAUGGGGACUUUUGGUGGCGAGCGGCAAUUUCAGUACUGAGGGCAGCGAUAAAAAAAGAAUUUAUUGGAACGACGCUUACGUUAUCCCGUGGACUGAAUUUGAAAAACGACACGAAUCCUUGACAGGGCUGAUUGGCGGCGGUGGAUCGGGUGUUAAGAUGAACGACGGUACGUUUGUGUUGCCCGUGGAAGGCACGAAGAAUGGAAAAACCGUUUCGCUGAUCAUAUACACAGCCACUGGGGGUGGGAAUCUGUCGAAGGGGAUGUCUGCCGAUGGCUGCAGUGUUCCCUCCGUCGUGGAGUGGAAGGGAAAACUCAUGAUGAUGACUGCGUGCGAUGAUGGCCGCCGCAGGGUGUACGAGAUCGGUGACAAGGGGGAUUCGUGGACGGAGGCCCUCGGGACACUCUCGCGCGUGUGGGGCAGCAAACAAAAGGGAAAAGAGAAGGGCGUUAGAAGCGGGUUCACCACAGCGAAGAUUGAGGAAUGGGACGUGAUGCUUGUUACUCUGCCGGUGUAUUCCGAGAAGGCUGGCAAUCCAAAGGGCGUACUCCAUCUUUGGCUGACGGACAAUACGCACAUUGCUGAUAUUGGGCCGGUAUCCGGUGAUGAUGACGCUGCCGCCAGCUCCCUGCUGUACAAAAGUGGAAAUAAUAAUGAGGAGUUGAUUGCACUGUACGAGAAGAAGGGCGGUGGGGAAUCAUCACUCGGUAUGGUCUCUGUGCGUCUGGCUGCGCAGCUGAAGCGGGUGAAGGAUGUGCUGACGACCUGGAAGGAAGUGGACAAACGUGUCUCCAAGCUGUGCCCUUCUGAGGGUGCUCUGAAGGAUACCUCAACUGCCACUGCCUGCAGCAAUGCCAUUCCGACGGAUGGGCUGGUUGGCUUUUUGUCCGGCAACUUCUCUGAUAACACAUGGAGGGACGAGUACCUCGGGGUGGACGCCACUGUAAAGAAGGGAAAGAAUGGGGUGGCAACAGGGUAUGCGGAUAAUGGCGUGAAGUUCACGGGAAAUGGUGCGUGGGCGGAGUGGCCCGUUGGCAAGCAGGGGGAGAAUCAGCUGUACCACUUUGCGAACCACAACUUCACUCUUGUGGCGACGGUGUCCAUCCACGGAGAGCCGAAGGGAGAUACCCCCAUUCCAUUGAUGGGUGUGCGUCUGGACGGUGGAAAAAAACUUAUGGAGUUGUCGUACGACAGCCAAAGCAAGUGGCGGCUGUUGUGCAGUGACGGAACGACCAAGAGGCUUAAAAGCACUUGGGCGACAGAGAAACAGUACCAGGUGUCCAUUGUGCUACAGAACGGAAAACAGGGCUCCGCGUACGUCGAUGGUCAACGUGUGUGUGGGAGUGCGCAACGUGGAUUGGAAGCAACAGAACCCCAAGAGAUCUCCCACUUCUACAUUGGAGGGGAUGGAAGCAAUGCAGGGGGCCAAGAAGACGUCUCUGUGACUGUGAGGAACGUCAUGCUGUACAACCGCCCGUUGACUUUUUCUGGCCCCGAUGCCGAAGUGGAAAAAGAUGUUGCGUCACCAGCGGGAGCUGUUUCUCGUACCAAAACAGGGGACGAAAUAAAAACGGAGGGGAAGCCUGCCACCACACAGCAAGUGCCGACGGCUUCGAGCUCCCAUGCCGUUGGAGAAGCAGCGGGCAAUACCGGCACUGUGCAUGGAAGCGGACUGCCAUCGCUGUUGCUUCUGUUGGGACUGUGGGGGUUUGCGGCUCUGUGA
Molecule: messenger RNA, 2364 nt
Organism: Trypanosoma cruzi
Lineage: Eukaryota; Euglenozoa; Kinetoplastea; Trypanosomatida; Trypanosomatidae
Product: trans-sialidase, putative
Exons: 1
Coding region: 1-2364 (787 amino acids)
Molecular function (GO): exo-alpha-sialidase activity
Source: RefSeq, a predicted model, not a curated record